Messenger RNA from Vitis riparia (riverbank grape), 842 nucleotides. RefSeq names its product photosystem I reaction center subunit II, chloroplastic-like. The record is from RefSeq and is a predicted model, not a curated record. The transcript has a single exon. NCBI's taxonomy places the organism in Eukaryota, Viridiplantae, Streptophyta, Magnoliopsida, Vitales, Vitaceae. Gene Ontology annotation, cellular component: photosystem I; photosystem I reaction center. The coding region runs from base 72 to 686 and encodes 204 amino acids. Gene Ontology annotation, biological process: photosynthesis.
AAAAGCCUUCUCUCAUGAUCCUGAUCCUCAACUCACACUACAAUCCUUAGCACCACCACCCACCUUCUCUCAUGGCCAUGGCUACCCAAGCUUCCCUCUUCACCCCCACCCUCUCCGGCGACCGUGUUACCGUCCCAUGGAAAUCAUCGUCUUCACUCUCCUUCACCACCCCAAAACUACCCAAAUCCUCCGUUGCGCCCAGGACCACUAUAAGGGCCAUGGCGGAGGAAGCACCGACAAAAGAAGCCCCUGUAGGCUUCACCCCGCCUGAAUUGGAUCCCAACACCCCUUCUCCCAUCUUCGGCGGCAGCACCGGAGGCUUGCUCCGCAAGGCCCAAGUGGAAGAGUUCUACGUCAUCACAUGGGACUCUCCCAAGGAACAAAUAUUUGAAAUGCCCACUGGUGGUGCCGCCAUAAUGAGGCAAGGUCCCAAUCUGCUCAAGUUGGCCAGGAAGGAGCAGUGCUUGGCGCUUGGAACAAGGCUGAGGUCCAAGUACAAGAUCAAGUACCAGUUUUACAGGGUGUUCCCCAAUGGCGAGGUGCAGUACUUGCACCCCAAGGAUGGGGUCUAUCCCGAGAAGGUGAACCCAGGUCGCCAAGGGGUUGGGGUGAAUUUCAGGUCCAUUGGGAAGAACGUGAACCCCAUUGAGGUCAAAUUCACUGGGAAGCAAGUGUAUGAUUUGUGAGGAGAGAGAUGGUGUUGUGUGUGAGAUUAAUUAUGUGAGUAUUUUGUGCUGUUUCUUCUAUUUGUAUUUCUCCUUUCUUAAAUGCUACUCCAUAAACAUGAAAUAUUGAUUGUGUACUCUUAUCUGAUCUGAAUGGUCCAUACAAAUUCUCCAUUA